UAAACCAGAAGAAGAAGAAGAAAGGAAACCUGAAGAAAUAAAAUACCGAGGACAUGUCUUCAGUGGUUGAUACGGGCGUGAACAGAGAUCAACAGAGCCAUGGCCAGCGGGAAUAAUGGGAAGGAAAAGCCUAAACCUAAAGCUGGAGACAUGAUUGAAUUUCCACGUGCAGCUGGCUACUCCCACUUUGGGAUCUAUGAUGGAGAGGGCAGUGUAAUCCAUGCCACAUCUGAUUAUGCAGCGAGUGGAAGUGUGAUUAGAAAGGAACCUGUGGAGAAGGUGGCUACAAAUGGGAAUUACAAAGUCAGCAACCAAGACAAUAAGAAGACCCCUCUCUCACCUGAAACUAUUGUUUCACAAGCAGAGAAGAGGAUUGGAAAACCUGUUCAGUACAAUCCAGUCACCAAUAACUGUGAAACUGUUGCCUCGGAAUUGAGAUAUGGAAAAGGCCAUGGCCAUUCUGAACAGGGAGAGAAGAUUAAAAAAAGUUUGGUUAAAACAGGAGAAGAUUUUCUGAGGAAUGCAAAAGAAACCCACAACCACUUUGAAGGUUCCUAAGGGAAGACACAACCUUUCAAUAAUUAACUUCUGCCUUUGCAAAUGUUAGGUAAUAAACCUUUGCAUCACUGAC
Messenger RNA from Neoarius graeffei (lesser salmon catfish), 631 nucleotides. Its product is annotated as phospholipase A and acyltransferase 2-like. The record is from RefSeq and is a predicted model, not a curated record. Gene Ontology annotation, biological process: N-acylphosphatidylethanolamine metabolic process. NCBI's taxonomy places the organism in Eukaryota, Metazoa, Chordata, Actinopteri, Siluriformes, Ariidae. Bases 100 to 558 code for a protein of 152 amino acids. Gene Ontology annotation, cellular component: cytoplasm. The transcript has 4 exons. Gene Ontology annotation, molecular function: glycerophospholipid phospholipase A1 activity; A2-type glycerophospholipase activity.